UGCGGAAAGGCAUUUACGACCAGUGGCCAUCUCUCACGCCACCAUCGCAUCCACACAGGCGAGAAGAACUUUGUAUGCCUGCAUCCCAGCUGCAAUAGCCGCUUCUCGCGCCAGGACAACAUGAUGCAGCAUUACCGCACACACCUCUCCCCU
Messenger RNA from Linderina pennispora, 153 nucleotides. RefSeq lists its product as uncharacterized. Gene Ontology annotation, cellular component: PcG protein complex; transcription regulator complex. The annotation marks the transcript as partial. The record is from RefSeq and is a predicted model, not a curated record. Gene Ontology annotation, biological process: regulation of transcription by RNA polymerase II. The transcript has a single exon. Gene Ontology annotation, molecular function: DNA-binding transcription factor activity, RNA polymerase II-specific; RNA polymerase II cis-regulatory region sequence-specific DNA binding. NCBI's taxonomy places the organism in Eukaryota, Fungi, Kickxellomycota, Kickxellomycetes, Kickxellales, Kickxellaceae.